Molecule: messenger RNA, 907 nt
Organism: Schizophyllum commune H4-8
Lineage: Eukaryota; Fungi; Basidiomycota; Agaricomycetes; Agaricales; Schizophyllaceae
Product: alpha/beta-hydrolase
Exons: 5
Coding region: 93-830 (245 amino acids)
Biological process (GO): lipid metabolic process
Source: RefSeq, a predicted model, not a curated record
AUCUCUAAGAAGGACUGGAAGCAAUUCAGCCAGCGCUGUAUACCUUCGACCGUAGCGAUGAGGUCGAAUUUUGGGACCCUCCUCUGACCGUCAUGCUCACUUUUACUGCCUUCGGUGCUCUGCUCGCCUCGAACCUGGUUAUCGUUGAUUUAUCUGGACGCGAUGCAACCCCGCUCUCUCUGGACGCUAUCGAAAGCUACAUGCCGUACGCCCAACUAGCGCGAGCCGCGUACUGCGUAGGUAACUCAACGACUUGGGACUAUGGAGAUGCCUGCGCAGCAAACGAUGACUUUGAGCUAUAUGGGUCUGGCGGGGAUGGCACAGCGAACUCUCCUUACUAUUUUGUUGGAUACUCGCCCUCCUUGUCCACUAUAAUCGUCGCGCAUGGUGGGAUCGAGGCAGAGGAAUUGUUCAGUACCCUUCAGAGUGCCGAGGCGGCUCAAGCGCCCGUGAACGUCUCCCUUUUCCUGGGCGUAGACGACGAUGUGCAGGUGCAGGAAGGCUUCUCAGACGCGCAUGCGAAAACGGCAGAAGCUGUACUCGCAGCGGUUCACGACACUAUCUCGGGAACGGGCGCGGCGGUGCUGACGACGGUCGGCCACGGCCUCGGCGGCGCGCUCGCCGAGAUAGACGCGGUGUACCUCCGGUUGAACGUCCCCUUCAUCCGCAUGAAUACGAUCACGUUUGGGAAGCCGCGGGUGGGGAAUGGGGCGUGGGCGGAUUUGGUGGAUGCGAAUGUGAGUGAGCUGUUCGAUUUGUUUGAAGACGCACGAGGGGACGAGCGUGGAUUGUGCUGCAGAGAAAUAGACUUGUAUGAGUUUACUGCCUGACCUAUGACCACAGGCGGAUUCGUACGCCUGUAUCGCAUGCUGUAAUGGCCUAACGGGAAUGCGGCGGGUUAAUCACC